This is a messenger RNA of Dimorphilus gyrociliatus, 768 nucleotides long. NCBI's taxonomy places the organism in Eukaryota, Metazoa, Annelida, Polychaeta, Dinophilidae. The record is from the annotation of a GenBank genome assembly.
AUAUUGACCUAUAUGUUUACAUUUAUGGAUAUGAGCUCCUCUCAAGAAUUAUUACACCGAUUUGCAAGAGUAUCCAACUAUGACCACUGGUCAUUCGAAGCAAUCCAAAAACAUAAGACAGCAUCAUGUAUGCCUCGAGCUGCAGUUCUGGUUUCUUUUAUCUUUAAAAGUGGGACGUGGAAGAUAUUAUUGACUAUUCGGUCGGCAAAAUUAAGAACAGAACCGAAUACAGUCUCCUUUCCUGGUGGGAUGGCUGAGGAAGGAGAAAGUGAAGUUGAAACAGCUCUGAGAGAAGCCAAUGAAGAGAUAGGGUUAGAACGACAUCAAAUAACAGUCAUUGGGAAUAUGCCACCAAUAAUAAAUAGAAGCGGAAAACUCGUGUGUCCAGUAGUUGGUUUAAUAACAGAUCAAAAUUUUGACCCAAAGCCAAAUGAAGAAGUCGAUAAAGUCUUUUAUCUUCCUGCUGAAAGGUUCUUGAGUUCCGUCGAUCACUCUAUAAAAUAUCCGGUCAUGUUGGGUAAUGUUGAUUACGCUGUGCACUUUUUCUACGACACGAUUGAUGCAUCUGAAGAGACAGUGACUACUUACGGCUUGACGGCUCAUUUAGCUAUCUGCGCAUCCAUAGUUGUUUGCAACAAACUACCCGAGUUCGAAAUACACCCUAAAUUCAAUUCCUUAUCGAUCAACGAUCCAUAUAUUUGGUUAAGAACAAUCGCGAAGAAUUUCAAUGACAUUAUAGGGCCACAGACAAAUGUAUCAAAAUUGUAA